UUAACUCCUCCUUCGUUUCAUAGGGUUCAUCCGAUCGCUGCUUCAUUUUUUCGCUGUUACUGGCAAUUUUUUCGGCAGCAAAGCAAAUCGCAGAGAUUCGUAGCUGAGUUCCGUUGUAUAGAGGAUGUCGGUGCUGAUCGUAACGAGCUUAGGGGACAUAGUGGUGGAUUUGCACACGGAUAAGUGCCCCUUGACCUCCAAAAACUUCUUAAAGCUUUGCAAGAUCAAAUACUAUAAUGGGUGCCUAUUUCACACGGUUCAGAAGGAUUUUACUGCACAGACUGGUGACCCGACCGGAACAGGGUCAGGUGGUGAUUCUAUCUACAAGUUUCUAUAUGGUGAUCAAGCUCGGUUUUUCAGUGAUGAGAUUCAUCUUGAUUUAAAGCAUUCUAAGACUGGCACCAUUGCCAUGGCUAGUGCUGGAGAGAAUCUUAAUGCUUCUCAGUUCUAUUUUACUCUACGUGAUGAUCUGGACUAUCUAGAUGGGAAGCACGCUGUCUUUGGGGAAGUAGCGGAAGGGCUCGAUACAUUGACCAGGAUAAAUGAAGCUUAUGUGGAUGAGAAGGGAAGACCAUAUAAGAAUAUACGAAUCAAACACACAUACAUACUGGAUGAUCCUUUUGAUGAUCCUUCCCAGCUACCUGAGUUGAUUCCUGAGGCUUCCCCUGAAGGAAAGCCAAAAGAUGAGGUUGAUGAUGAUGUGCGGCUUGAAGAUGAUUGGGUGCCUAUGGAUGAACAAUUAGGUACUGAAGAGCUUGAGGAGGUGCUCCGCUCAAAGGAAGCACAUUCAAGAGCAGUUGUACUUGAGAGUAUUGGAGAUAUUCCUGAUGCUGAGAUGAAGCCUCCUGAUAAUGUGCUCUUUGUUUGUAAACUGAAUCCAGUUACUGAAGAUGAGGACUUGCAUACCAUAUUUUCUAGAUUUGGAACAGUAUUAUCGGCUGAAAUAAUUCGUGACUACAAGACUGGAGACAGUUUAUGCUAUGCUUUCAUAGAGUUUGACACAAUAGAGGCUUGUGAACAAGCAUAUUUUAAGAUGGAUAAUGCCCUAAUUGAUGAUCGAAGGAUACAUGUGGAUUUUAGUCAGAGUGUUGCGAAACUGUGGUCCCAGUACAGACGCAAAGAUCACCAAAUGGGUAAAGGAAGUGGUUGCUUUAAAUGUGGUGCUCUUGAUCACAUUGCCAAGGACUGCACCGGUGGCCCAGCCAGUGGACACCAAACUCAAAAAUAUAUUCUAAAGGAGGAUACCAGACAGCGAGGAGACAACGAUUCUAGGUACGAAAUGGUAUUUGAUGGAGAUGCUCUUGAAAGUCCUAGACAAGAUAAGAGACAUCGAGGUCAUGAUCCAGAUGACCGGGUUGAGAAACAAAAGAUAAAUGACGGAAAUACUGAAGACCUAAAGCAUAGGCAUCAAGAAAAUAAAAACUUAAGUGAUAGGCACAGGCAGAGUGACAGGAGGAGAGGAUACAGAGAGGAUGAAAUGAGGCGUGAUAGUAAAGCAAGUCAAUCCAGUGGAAGCCGAGGAGAUCGGGAUUAUACUGAAGAGAGAAGGGAUAGAGAAAAGCAUAAACAAAGAGAUCUAGAUGAUAACAGGAGGGAUAAGCGGGAUUAUAGAAAGAGAACACCGGAUAAUGGUAGCCAUGCAGAAAGGAGGGAUGAUGGAGAGUACAGGAAGAAAAAUAAAGAUAGUUCCAGUCAUGUGGGAAGGAGAGAUGACAGAGAGUAUAGGAAGAGCGAUGCAGAUAAUGGUAGCUAUGUAGAAAGGAGCAAUGAUCGAGAUCAUAGAAAGAGAAGUGUAGAUGAUGAUAGUCAUGAGGAAAGGAGGGAUGAGAGAGUAUAUAAGAAGAGAAAUGUAGACAGUGACAGACGAGAAACAAGGGAUGAGCCAAGUCCGAGAAAAAGAAGUGCUGUCAGUGAUAGCUACAAAGGCAGGAGAGAAGAGCGAGAACAUGGAAGGCGAAACUCGUUAGAUGAUGAUGAUGAUGAUCAUGACAGAAGGCACCGAGGAGACAGAAGGAGAUGAAGUCUUGUAUGAUAUGGUUUUGUUCUAUUAUUGCUCUCUCAUGUAAUGAAGCUAAACUUUGGAAUGUAAUCAAGCGUAUACUGUUAUUUAAAAAGCAUUUGACCUGGGAUACAAAUUUUUGUCAUUCAAUUUUCCAGAUUGGCGGGGGGCUUCCAGAAGGUCCUAUCAUAAGUUGCACCAUCAAAUUGAGUGACAGAUUUUAAUUUAGGCUUCUCAUGCAUCUUUUUUCCUAAAGGUUGUCCAACACAAAUACCAGAUUAUUGCUCUAA
Carya illinoinensis is the source of this 2289-nucleotide messenger RNA. RefSeq names its product peptidyl-prolyl cis-trans isomerase CYP59. The coding region runs from base 125 to 2020 and encodes 631 amino acids. Gene Ontology annotation, biological process: protein peptidyl-prolyl isomerization. Gene Ontology annotation, cellular component: nucleus. Gene Ontology annotation, molecular function: RNA binding; zinc ion binding; peptidyl-prolyl cis-trans isomerase activity. The transcript is spliced from 14 exons. The record is from RefSeq and is a predicted model, not a curated record. NCBI's taxonomy places the organism in Eukaryota, Viridiplantae, Streptophyta, Magnoliopsida, Fagales, Juglandaceae.